Messenger RNA from Naegleria fowleri, 945 nucleotides. RefSeq lists its product as uncharacterized. The record is from RefSeq and is a predicted model, not a curated record. Lineage: Eukaryota; Heterolobosea; Eutetramitea; Acrasida; Naegleriidae. The transcript has a single exon. Bases 1 to 945 code for a protein of 314 amino acids.
AUGACAACAGUACAGAGACGGUGCAACAACAAUUCUAAUCAUCGACAUUUCAACACCCAUGCCCACAAAUGUGCCGAGCCAGGAUGUACAGGCUCACUUUCACGAUAUUGCUUUGAACAUCAGAAAUGGUUUUCCGAAAGCACUUUUGCACGAAAUCACUCACUGUGCAACCAACAACCAACAACACAACAAACACCCAACAACACUCCAAUCACUUUUGUUCAACAAAACUUCAACGAUCAAAAUCAAUUGACUGAAAAUCAUCAUAAUUACUCUAUCAAAGACAGCAAAUACUCGAUUAAUAUUAUUGAAGGAUGGCCUAUUCAGAAAUUGUGGAAAAUUACAUCGGGUGAUCAUGAUGUCAAAAAUUAUAUUGAUAAAGGCAAGCAUGAUGUCGUCACUAAAUUAUGGAAUUUCAUUAAAGAAAAAGAUUUGCAUCAUCAAUUCAUUUCGGAAUUGCAAUCUCAAGAUUAUGUAAUAAUGACAACAGAUGAAUUCAACAAUGUCAAGCAAGAAGAGCGAGUUAAAGGAGCAAAACAACACCAUACUGAUCUUCGGGAAAUUUCUGAAAAUUACAGUCUAAGAGAAAAAGGCUUAUAUUUGUCACAAAACGGAUUGGAUAAAAAGAGGAAGGGAGAAACACUUGAAUCAGUUCAAGAAAUGAAUGAUCGUCUCAAUUCACAGCCAAGUAAACCACAAGGUUUACCAAAUUAUUUCACAGAUGAAGUCAAAGAUAUGGUUUUUAAAGCUAUUGAGGAAGCAAUGCGAGAGCACAAAGAUUUCUUUAAGGUUAACAAAUCAAAAAUUGCAGACGACAUUAAAAAACAAUUACCUGAUACAGAUGAAUAUCGCAAAAUCAAAUCAAGCCUUACACAAACUAAAAAAGGAUACUAUGUUUCCUUAAUAUAUCGUGAAAAGACAGGAAUUUCUCUCUCCCAAUUGUAG